UUAAGCAGGCUGUGGUACAGAGUGCAUGCUCCGCCGGCAGCGCGGUGGCGGGAACUGGGUGGGGGCGUGGCAGUGAUACAUCGAUCCGAGUUUGCUAAAGUGUUAGGUGGCAGUGAAUCAGCUGUGAACUUAGUGAUUAAAAUGGCCGCCAGAAUGCAGAUGUCUCACACAGUGACGGUUACCAGGACAACGACGUCCACCACCACCUCUGCCAUCAUCCUCAACACCGGCUACUGCAAGACGGCGCCCGGCCUUCUCAAGAUCGGCGAAGUGGUGGUCGGUUUAAUCAUCUUCCUUAUGAUGUACCUCUACAACGAUAGAUUUCGUUUGUACGCCUACACAUCCACUACCAGCCACUUCUACUUGUUCAUGGUAGUGUUUGCCUGCCUGGUCGGUAGCAUCUGUCUGCUGCUAUCCUGCCUGUUCUCUCUCUCCACUGCCUCCAUUAUCGCCAAGACUUUAUACGAGUUUAUCUUCCAUGGUGUUGCAUUCCUCCUGUACUUGGUGGCGAUGAUUUUCUACUUUGUCAACAACAAAAACACUGACCAGCAUCCUUACUCCACAGUUGGAGCUCUUGGAGUUGUGAUAACAGUGUUGUACCUGGCCAGCACAAUUCUCGCCUACCGAUCAUACAGAGGGGCCUAAACGUCACUCCUCAUUCUUCUGUAUGAUUGUGAUCAUGUCAGUAAUCAUAUGAUGUCAUAUUCAUUCACAACUGCAGAUUUGUUGUCAUAUUUUUGUAUUCCUUUGUUAACUUGACUAUUGUCUGACUAGGUUAUGUACAAUUUUAAAAGGACUAUUCACUAUAAAAUUGUAUUUUAGAAGAUUUUACAAGAUUUGUAUUUUUAAAAUUAUUUACAAGCAUUGUGCUCUGCACCAGACUGCACAAAAUCAAGUUGCAUUUAUUUCACAGAAUCUUAAUUUAGGAUUAUUUAAUUUCAUUGUACUUUAAUAUUUUUAAGUGUAUGCCUUAAUCUUUUAUUUUUAUACUGUGUAGAUUAGUAAUUUAUUUAACAGUCUACUGCGUUCACCCUAACUCAUCGUCAGGUAUAGUUAAAAAAAAAUAUAAUACUCAAGAUACUUUCUUGAUUUCUUUGUGGGUUAUAUAAUUGUUUAGUUUUUUUUAUUAUUUUGUUAACAAUUUAUUUAAAAAUAUUGUUUGUAUAAAUUUGUGUUGUUUUACAUUGCAUGUCUAAAAAUACCUAAUUUUAAUUUCAUGUAUUGUAAUUGAAUGAAAAUCAACAAUGUAAGAAUUUAGAGAAUGUUACAAGUGUAAGUGUUUUAUUGUAGAAUUAAGAUUAGAUUUACUCAUAGGUCACUUUUGGUUUCACAAAACUUGACAAUUACUUUAUUCAGUGAUGAGUGUUAUAACUAUUUUUACGCAAAUGAGAUCUGGGAAGGCUUUACGUUGCAAUAAAAACAAGAUUUCUAGAUAGUAACGGGAUUGAUAAAAGAGACGAAUGGAAUCCCAAGAUUGCAUUGCUUUAGCAGUUUAAAGAAGGCACAUGUGGUACUGUCAGAAUUUAUACAUCUAACACCCCCACCGUUACAUCCAGUUUACUUUUUUGAAUCAAUAUUUUUAUUUUCAAUGUAUUAGUAGAUUUUUAUAUUUUAUUGGCAAAAAGUAGGAUAAAAAUAUACUUCAUAAUUAAAACCUUUAUUAUUGUAAGAAAGUGUGCAUAUUUUCCAACAAACACAAGAAAAUCAUUCAAAUAACUUCAGAAAUAAGGUUUUGAAAAUAUUUUUCAAAAACGCUAGAAUGCAGUACACCAUAGGAAUCAAAAUAAAAGUACUGUAUGCCAUAAAAGGGAUUUUAUCUUGAAAAAAAUGUUUUAACGUAAUUAUAAUAAUCUGAAGGAUAUCUCUUUAUAUGUUGUUCGAUAUAUUACAAAUUAAAAAUAAAGAAGUAAGGGAAAAAUGUUUUUCUAUAAAGAGUGUGUACAUAUAUAUCAGUACAAUAUCGUUUUGAAAUUGAUUUUUCAGUGCCGAUAUCUUCGCUGUCGGCUGUUUUGGACCCAUAAUUCCAGAACCAAUAUAUUGGCCCAUGGCAAUCGGAGGGUUAAGAAAAUAGAUAUAAUUAAAUUAUACAGACAUUAAAUUCACCCUAGUGUAAUAUAGAAUAUUUAUCCAGGGUUGUAAGAAUUGAUUAAAAGUGAUUAUUUUUACACAUGUUUAAUUACUCUUUUAUUAUCUACUUAGUAGUUUUGUAAUUGUGUUAAAAAGAAUUUCAGUUAAAUUGACCACAGCCCUGAAAGAUCUGACGUAACUUUUGUCAUAUGAUCUCUGAAAACAUUAAUCAAAACACAGUACAAUGUCUUCCCAUUCAAUAGAACCAACCUGCCUGUAGCUCUAGAAACUUUAGCAUGGUUUUAUAUACAAUAAAUCAUGUAUUUUGUAAGCUACUACUGUCUCAUACCAAUACUGCUGUCUCAAGUAGCUCAAUUGUGUGUCCAGCUGUUGUGCGUUAUAGCUGUGCCUUGCUUUCCUCGUGGUGCCUUCCGUGUUUGUAUAUAAUUUUACCAACGUACCAUCAAAAUAAAAUUUCUUUAAAAAUA
Messenger RNA from Homalodisca vitripennis (glassy-winged sharpshooter), 2555 nucleotides. Its product is annotated as CKLF-like MARVEL transmembrane domain-containing protein 8. The record is from RefSeq and is a predicted model, not a curated record. NCBI's taxonomy places the organism in Eukaryota, Metazoa, Arthropoda, Insecta, Hemiptera, Cicadellidae. The transcript has 5 exons. The coding region runs from base 142 to 645 and encodes 167 amino acids. Gene Ontology annotation, cellular component: membrane.